Suhomyces tanzawaensis NRRL Y-17324 is the source of this 2247-nucleotide messenger RNA. RefSeq lists its product as uncharacterized. The coding region runs from base 113 to 2035 and encodes 640 amino acids. The record is from RefSeq and is a predicted model, not a curated record. The transcript has a single exon. NCBI's taxonomy places the organism in Eukaryota, Fungi, Ascomycota, Pichiomycetes, Serinales, Debaryomycetaceae.
GGGCAAGGGUAAUCUAGCCACCGGGAGCGGAGAAGUCACGUGACCGCUCUUAUCGUCACUUAUCGCAACCGCCCCUUAAAGUCUACCUCCUCUCCAUCUUUCCUCCAGCGGUAUGUCUUUGCAAGAAGGGCCUCACAAUGCUCCUGGAGUCAAUGAUCAGCCAAAGCACUCCACGAGCACCUCGUCCCACGCGUCAGUGCUUGAGUCGCCCCACCCAACCACCAGUACGGCACUCCAGCCCUCAAUCAACCCCUCCACAAACAGUCACGGUUCGUUCAAAAAGCUCCUCAAUUCACACCUGUCCAUCUACAACGCGUUGAACAACCCCGAUCUCGACGUGUCACCCAACCUCAGCUACCAGAACACGGCACGAUUCACGCCAGAUCUCGAUCCGCUGUUCCUGAUCACUUCGUGGCAGUCUGUCAGCAACGAGUCGUUUGACCACUCACGAGUCCAGUCAGUCAAUUCAUACCAGAGCUCGCGAUUCCAGACUCCGUCGCCUGCUGCCAACAAACCUGCGUCCAUCUUGUCCAUCACCACCGACGAGGAUGCAAAGGAGUCCAUCGUCAUCGUACAGUCGCCAAAAACCGUGUCCAACGUGAUGGUGUUUGAAACAGACGAAGAGGACGUGGAAGAAGUGGAAGAGUCCAAGAAUCCGUCCUCAUUCAUCAUGCCCAAAAUGCUGCUCUCUGACACCCACAGGUCCUAUGACAGCAAUUUCCAAAUCACCGUCAUAAGCUCGUGUUCCUCCUACCAGAACGAUUCUUCUCACUUGGUUGAGUCGAUCGGGAGGAAAUUGGAUAAUCGAGAAAUCAUCAUCAAACACCUAGUGCUUGAGGGCCAGGGCCCGACAUCAUCCAAAGCCUUAAAAAAGCAGUACAACAGCGUGAAAAACUCAAGCCUCGUAUUUAUAAUCAACGAUGGCUCAAAAGUCUUGGUGGAGUUCUUAUCUUCAUUCCUCAAGAAGUACAGGAAAGAGGAAGAAUGCGAGCAAAAUUUGAAGCUAACUAUUAUUAAUGUAAUGACUUUUAAUUACUUCAUUACAUUAUUUGAUCUAAUCAAUAGCAUCAGGCCAUAUCAGAUUUGGAAAACUUCCUCGUUGAAAAACGAGAAGUUACUUGAUAAAUUGAAAGACUUCGUCAAAGUUGAAUUUAGCCAAUCGGAGAUUUUCCACGAAAACUUCAAGCAACUAUUCAAGAAAAAUAGGGAGUUUGGUAUGAAAUCAAACAAUUUUGAUUUGGCAAAAUCAAGGAUAUCUCAAGCUAGGUCUAAUUUGAAUUUAGCUGGUACUAAAUUCGAAUUGGCUAACCUUUCAGGGGCAAGAAUCGAAAUUCCCGAAACAAAGGUAGAUUAUUUGAACUUAUUGAAUGAUGAUAGCAUCUGCACAAUGAAACCUUUGAACUUAAGUAAGUCAGAUGCACUGAAUCCUAGCACUUCAAUUUACACCAAUUUGAUCUCUACUAAAAAGCCUGAUUAUAAAUCUAUUGAGAAGCAGAUUAAGUCAGACUUAGAAUCGUCCUAUCAAUUUAAUGAUCCAUUGAAGAUAUCCAGCUCUAACAUCAAGUUGUGCUAUUCAAUAAUGAAGAAAAUAGUAAGCACUAAGGAUCAGAAGUUUGUUAGCCAGGACAACAAAAAUCUUUGGUUUAUCUUAAGCUUUGCUUUGGGAAUAGGUUUGGGGUUUGGAUUUACCAACGUUGCCGAUUCGAUUUUGGGCGUUGGUGUAUUCAUGCUCCACAAUCUCAAAAGUGCCUUCGGGUACUUCGUGGAACAAUGCUCAGUAUUCUCGAUUGAUUCGAAUACAACUGAGAUAUUGUCAAAUGUCGCUCCAACUCAAGGAGGGCAAAUGAUUACAAGCUAUGGUUAUGCACCUCAUAGUAUACUUGACACUGUCAUGAGUUCCAUCGAGACUGUCAAGAGCUCGAAGUUCUUUGAUGAUAUAGUUUACUACUUGAGGGAUAUCUCAAGAGGCUUAAUUUUUACAGGGUCAAUGGUGAUUGGGGGAUUUGAGAAAUUGGUAGGAUUAGUGCUAAAUUGACUGGAUAGUUUGGAAAGUGAUAGGGUGGCGGCAGUAUGUUAUAUGUGGGGUUUUUGAUGGAAAGCCCACCAAGCAUAGAGGGCGUCCAUUCGGUUACAUUUAUUUCUCGGGUAUGAUACCUGAAUUUCACAAUUAGACUCAGGUAUUAUUAAAUAGGUUUAUCUUUUUAGCUAGGUUACGGUAAUUGGAAGCAAUAAAUGAAAAUUAAUACA